Messenger RNA from Camponotus floridanus (Florida carpenter ant), 1761 nucleotides. RefSeq lists its product as uncharacterized. Gene Ontology annotation, molecular function: acyltransferase activity, transferring groups other than amino-acyl groups. The transcript is spliced from 5 exons. Lineage: Eukaryota; Metazoa; Arthropoda; Insecta; Hymenoptera; Formicidae. Bases 298 to 1512 code for a protein of 404 amino acids. The record is from RefSeq and is a predicted model, not a curated record.
UGGCCCAGGGGCGGCAGUGCGGGUUCAGGGGGCGGCGAGGGUGGGUGCCUCCUUCGUUGGAACUACAGCCCCUUGACAACAGCCCGCGACCAUUCUCGCCCUCGGCGGCAAACCCGUACGUUUUGCACACGUAGUAGUUUCGCACGCUCGAGGCCGCGAUCAAUCGGGGGUAAUAGUGCGAUCAGUCGACGAUCCCAGUGCACGAACGUCGCCGUCGCCGUCGUCGUCCUCCUCUCCAAGAGGAGGAUCCGCGCGCGGCGUGCUCGGACGACAGGCUCCCGCUCGUUCAGUUUCAGCAUGGAGUGUCCCAAAGCGGUAGAACGAGGUCGGAAUUUUCGUCUACUCGCCGAAGAAGAACUGUCUAAUCUUUUAGAUUUUCUUACGGGAUACUUGCCUGAUUCGUUGAAGUUUCAUCAAACCGUACUAACUUACAUACGGGAUAGAGUGUGGGAAUUUCAUUUCUACGUGGCCAACGAUUGGCCCGAAGAUGCAAUCUGCUUACAUUUUCCCGGAAUGACAUUAUCUCCACAUGGUUUAGUACACGAGAGCGUCGGUGUCUUCUGUCCCAAUGAUCGGCUCGAGUUACUUCGUCUUCUUCGAGAGGAGGACGUUCUGCUAGACUGGUCAAAACCUUUGUACAUUAAUUUCGUUCACUGCGAUAUCGCCGAGGAGUUAACGCGUCUUUACGAAGAUACCGGUACCAUUGAAACGGUCGUGGGUGAUGUCUGCGCGUGCGAAAUCUUCGAGCUGGAAGGAGAGGAGAGCCAGGGUGAGAUGACCAAUCCUGAUGUCCAGGUACUACCUCUAAAGAGUGAGCAUGCCGAAGGAAUACAUGAAUUAUAUCCGGCGAAUGAUAUGGAAUGUCACGAGCUUUUUCUUCGACUCAUUGGAAAACUACCUGCGGCGGGUGUGUUUGCGAAGGGCAGCUUGGCUGCUUGGAUGGUUCAAUCUUAUUACGGAGCUAUGUUCUCUAUGCAAACCAAGCCGGAACAUCGUAGAAAAGGUUAUGGGACAAAAUUAGCAAGGUACCUGACAAAACGCGUAGCCGAGAAAGGGUAUUAUCCAUUUGUAGUGAUACGUCCAGAAAAUGAAGCUAGCCAAAGUCUGUAUAAGAAGCUGGGCUUUAGGCGGCUUUAUCAACUUGUUCGAAUGACUUUUACGCCUUUCACAUGGCAAGAGAAUGAGAAUGAUUCAAACAUUCUUAGGGAUAACUUGGAAAAUGCCGUUAGACAGCUCACAAUCGAGCAAAGGGUAAUAACGGCUUUACGCGAUCAGCAGGAGAACGAGGAAACAAUACGAGAUUUUACGGGAACCACGGAGAACGAGUCGGUCAACGUCAAGUCCGAAGGCGAGGAACAAGGCGAGGAGGAAGGCGCCAAUGAAAAAGAACUCCUUGAAACUAUCGAGGAACAGCCUGAGGACAGGAUAAAUACCGCGGAGGACAACAGUACGGUAACUGAAGCUGCACCGGAAAUUGUGGAAGUUAACGGCUCUUGCUAUGGCGACGAAUAAACUUAUAGGGAACGUUUAUAGCGAUAAACGCGACGGUCCAUAAUUCACGUUUUGUUUGCUCGAAGACACGCUCUUCGCCAAGGAAUGUUGAUAAACAGCGAAAUAUUUAAGUCGCAAACGGAAGUCGUAAAGUUCUCUUAGGAAUGAUAUGCAAAUAUUUCUGUGUAUCUUUUCUAACAGCUACUUGUAUCUAUAUUUAGUUCGAUAGAAAUAAACGUCCACAUAACUAAUAAUAAUUAAUGAAUCAUA